AUGUAUGAAAACUUAAAUUAUUCAAUUGGAUAUAUAAACACUAAUAAAAUACUCGAAAAUCCACUUUCAGUGUCUUCUAAUCCUGUUCCUUUAAUUUCUACUGAUAAUAAUCCAAAUUGGUCGGUUUUAGGUGGAUAAAAUUAGCUUGAUUAUACUGUUUUAUCAGCUGAUUAUGUCGAAAAGGUUAUAAAUUCGGAUGAUUUGAAUAUUUUAGGAGGAUUCGUUUCGGAAGAAAAUAGAAGCCAAAAAGGAAAGAGCUUCGUUUUUGAAAAUAAAAAUUUAUGCAAGUCAUAUUGA
Messenger RNA from Ichthyophthirius multifiliis, 297 nucleotides. RefSeq lists its product as hypothetical. The record is from RefSeq and is a predicted model, not a curated record. NCBI's taxonomy places the organism in Eukaryota, Ciliophora, Oligohymenophorea, Hymenostomatida. The transcript has 3 exons.